AUGGCCGCGGAUCUCGCCAACCGCAUCGGCGAGCUGAAUCCCUUCUCCUCCAAAAACAAACAUCUAAAUGAUGAAGAUUAUGGCGAAGAAAUCGACAACAACACAGUCGCUGGCGGUGGUCACACUGGUCGUCACAUCGUGACCGACCUCAGAGUCAGCAGCGCCUUGAGAGAAUUCAUCGCCAACGAAAAGAUCCUCUCCAAGAAGGAAGCUGGCGUUAAAUCUGAUGAUGUAUCGCGCGCUCUGCUGGAGCUUGUUAGCAAGCCGCACAUUCGCGUGCCGCCAGAGCUCACGGAUAGAUCGCACCCUCUGCCAGAGUACUACAUCAGCUCGAGCCAUAAUACUUAUCUCAUGGCCCAUCAGCUCUAUGGAUCUUCGUGUGCGACCGCUUAUGAAACUGCGAUCAAGACUGGAGCGCGGUGUGUGGAGAUUGACGCUUGGGAUAACGGCGACAAUAAAGAUGAACCCAAGGUGACCCAUGGCUAUACUCUGGUGUCCAACAUUUCCUUCCGGGCGGUGUGUGAAACCAUCAGAGAUUCAGCCGACCAGGAAGAACUCGAUUCGAGAAAGCUCGGCUUCCGACCUUCGCCUAUACUGUUGUCGCUAGAGAACCACUGCGACGCCUAUGGUCAGAUGCGCCUCGUCAACAUUAUGCAAGAGGUGUUUGGUCACCGUCUUCUAAGCAAGGCUGUGCGAGAUAUUGGUCAUAAUGAACAGGCUGGGUCAGGGGACCAUGUUCGCUUGGAGGAUCUAGGUGCCAAAAUCGCUGUCAUCGUUGAGUACCAUUUCCCAGGCGAGCCUUCAGACAGCGACUCCCACUCAGACGACGCAUCAGACGAAGAGGAGGAAAAGGCUGCGCGAAAGGAGUACAAGGAUAAGAAGAAUGAGGAAGUGUGCUCAGUCAUCAUAUCUGAGCUUGCCGAGCUGGGUGUCUAUGCGCAAUCCGUCAAACCACUCGACAACUCAUGGUACGAAGAGGGCACUCUCACCAAUGGGCCUCAUCACCAUCUCAUCAACGUCUCUGAGUCAGGCUUAGCGAAGCAUCUCCCCGAACACACAGCAGCGAUCUCCAGACACAACGCCCAACACCUCAUGCGUGUCUUCCCCAAGGGUACCCGUAUCUCGUCCACCAAUCUGAAGCCCGUUCCUUAUUGGGGAAUCGGCGCUCAGAUUUGUGCACUCAACCUGCAGAGAUUCGGAGCUAGCAACCAGCUCAACGAAGCUCUCUUUAGCGGCACAGACGGCUACGUCCUCAAGCCCGCUGCUCUCCGUGCCGGUGGAAACGGGAAACUCAGCACAGGUCGAAGCAAGCGUCUCCGUCUGCACGUCGCAGGCGCAACAGAUGUUCCUCUGGAUGCAGACUCUACCAAGCCGUACCUUACAUGCACACUACACCACCCAGACGACCUCAAAAAUGAACCGCCAAAGCGCAAGACAGAACCAUACAAGCAGCACAAGCUCGAGUUCCUACACCGCGGACCAAACCCGCCACCUACGGAUCCGCUCUGGGACGAGACUCUGACUUGGGAGUAUGAAGACAACGAGCUGGUGUUCUUGCGAAUGCUCAUCAAGAGCGAUGAUAGUUGGGCGGUGAACCCCAUUUAUGCGGUGGCUGCGGUACGAUUGCUCUAUGUUGUGCCAGGCUGGAGUUUUAUUCGCAUGUUGGAUCCCAAGGGUCAUGAGACGCAGUGUUCGAUCUUGGUCAAUUUUGAGAUUAUCGAUGCUUAG
Molecule: messenger RNA, 1728 nt
Organism: Fusarium pseudograminearum CS3096
Lineage: Eukaryota; Fungi; Ascomycota; Sordariomycetes; Hypocreales; Nectriaceae
Exons: 1
Coding region: 1-1728 (575 amino acids)
Biological process (GO): lipid metabolic process; phosphatidylinositol-mediated signaling
Molecular function (GO): phosphatidylinositol-4,5-bisphosphate phospholipase C activity
Source: RefSeq, a predicted model, not a curated record